Messenger RNA from Dinoponera quadriceps, 4326 nucleotides. It is a transcript of the gene Cds, whose product is annotated as phosphatidate cytidylyltransferase, photoreceptor-specific. Gene Ontology annotation, cellular component: endoplasmic reticulum membrane. NCBI's taxonomy places the organism in Eukaryota, Metazoa, Arthropoda, Insecta, Hymenoptera, Formicidae. The record is from RefSeq and is a predicted model, not a curated record. Gene Ontology annotation, molecular function: phosphatidate cytidylyltransferase activity. The transcript has 10 exons. The coding region runs from base 314 to 1651 and encodes 445 amino acids.
GGGUUACCGGCGGCUAAUUUAGGAACUGCGCUAUCAUCAUUGAUUAACCGAGGCAUACCGAGUACGGCCGAUUGUCAACGAGUGUGACCAUUUAUCGCUGCUUAACCUGCCUAUCAUCAUCUGCCUUGCGCGGUGUUCGUUAUGUGUGUAUCACGUCCGCCGCUCCCGCAUUCCUUGAACGCCACAAAUAUGUGAACGCGCGAUCGAAUCCUGUGAAUCGGCGUUAGACGCGCAAUUAAUAUCAUUCGAGUGCAUCGGUCGCGGUGGAUAGUCACAAAUACGUAAUUGUCAACGUAUAACGUAAAAACAAGGGAUGUCGGAGAUACGCAAGCGAACGGUCGGCGAUGCGUCGGCAGGAUCACGAGACUUAAGCGACGAUCAGAAAGAGGAUGUGGAGUCUGAAGAUGAUGCAAAAUUGGAGGUAGAGGAAUUAACAAAGACUUUACCUCAGGGAACUGAUCAUACUCCGCAUAUUUUAAGUUCUGCUCUCUCCGGUCUUCCAGAUCGCUGGCGAAAUUGGAUAAUUAGAACCAUUUUCACUUGGUUUAUGAUAGCUGGGUUUUGUCUUAUCAUUUAUGGAGGCCCACUAGCAUUGAUGGUUACAACAUUGGUGGUACAAGUGAAAUGUUUCGAAGAAAUCAUUAAUAUCGGAUAUGCUGUAUAUAGAAUUCACGGUUUACCAUGGUUCAGAUCUUUAUCAUGGUAUUUUUUAAUAACCUCCAAUUACUUUUUUUACGGAGAAAAUUUAAUGGACUAUUUUGCUGUAGUGAUUAAUCAAACAGGAUACCUGCGUAUACUUGUAACGUAUCAUCGAUUUAUUUCAUUCUGUCUUUACAUUGUUGGUUUUGUAUGGUUCGUACUUUCACUCGUAAAAAAGUACUAUAUGAAGCAGUUCUCUCUAUUUGCUUGGACACAUGUUGCAUUACUUCUUGUUGUGACACAGAGCUAUCUCAUUAUCAAAAAUAUCUUUGAAGGAUUAAUAUGGUUCAUCGUCCCUGUGAGUAUGAUCGUGAUAAAUGAUGUGAUGGCAUAUAUGUUUGGCUUCUUCUUUGGAAGAACACCAUUGAUCAAAUUAUCCCCAAAAAAGACUUGGGAGGGCUUUAUUGGUGGUGGUAUUUCGACCGUUAUAUUUGGAUUACUGAUGUCAUAUGUCAUGUGUCAAUACCGCUACUUCGUUUGUCCUAUUGAGUACAGCGAAGCUUUAGGGAGAAUGACUAUGGAUUGCGAGCCAUCCAGUUUGUUUCAACCACAAGAAUAUACGUUACCAAAGAGUUUUCAAGUGAUAUCAAAGAUGUUUAACGGAAAACCUAGUUUAACGAUAUAUCCGUUCAUUCUGCAUUCGUUGUCGCUGUCGCUAUUCAGUUCCGUAAUCGGACCAUUUGGAGGGUUCUUUGCGAGCGGAUUUAAGCGAGCCUUCAAGAUCAAAGACUUUGGUGACGUAAUCCCUGGUCACGGUGGAAUCAUGGAUAGAUUCGACUGUCAGUAUCUGAUGGCAACAUUUGUGAAUGUUUAUAUUACCUCAUUUAUUCAUACCGCGUCACCUCAGAAACUGUUACAGCAGGUUUACAGUCUGAAGCCGGAACAGCAGGUACAACUUUUCCUCUCAUUAAGAGAUUCAUUGCAGAAUAGGGGUAUGCUAAAUGCUUAUUAAUAUUCUAAGUUAAAUGUACUUAGAGUGGCAAACUUCUCCUGCAGGGAUUAUUUUUAUCUAUUAGAAAAUAUUAGAAAAGAUUGUUAUCUUUUCUAAUAUUUAAGAAAACAUUACAUGCAGAUGGCAAUGCAAUCAGUAUCAAAUAAUCAUAUUUUGUUAAACUAUGACAAUGAAAUUUAUUUUUAAUUAGAUAAGGUAAGGUCAUAUCAUAAUGUGGUAGGCCUGUCUAAUUGAAAUCAAUAUGGCCAGAGAUAAGAAUAUGUAUGUAUAAUUUUCCUGUUGUCUCCCUUUUUUUUUAUCAUUAUAAAUGAAGAUGCAUUUUAAUAUCAAGAGUUGAGCUAUCUCUGCUCUGUUCUCUAUGAAAUUCGUAUUCAUACAAAGAACUUGUUUGUUCACGCACUGACAGAACUGUGAUGCACGAAUUGUGGAAUGAUGGGACAAAUUUAAAUUGUAACAUAGCUACUUCUGUGAUUAACUCUGGCCUAAGAACAGUCAGUUGGAUAGAUCUAUCAUAUGGCAUUAACUAUUUUUCUUGCAUUCCACAUUAGGUAGUUAAAUUUUUGUCAAACAAUAGUUUAUAUUAAACUAUAGUAUUGUUGGAAACAAUUAAUAUUUUUAUCUAAAACCUGAGCCAAAGAAUCAUACAUUAUAAAGGUUUUGUGUUAUGCAUAGCAACGUUUACGAAAAGCCUCCAGCUCCUAAAAUAUCUACUUAUAAUUUUAGAUUAGACGUUAAAUAAAAUUAGGUGUUAAAGUAUUCUCUGUUCAAGAACAUAUCUUCACGUUAAAUAUGAAGAUCUCAUAUGUAGUACAGGUUUUAUUUGUAAUUGUGCAUUUAAAAUUCGAUAAAACCGAGUCUCACUUGUAUAUAAACUCAUAUUAUUUGUUUUCUUACUUAGAAUUAAUCUUUAGAAUUGACGCGAAAACACUGACAAUUCUGAGUCGAACAUAUAAGAGUCUGAUUUAAUCUUUUGCUAAAUGCGUUCUUUUUUUAUUAAAAUUAGCUACGCGUAAGGGGAAAAAUACCUUACUAACAUGAUUUAUAUGUUGUAAGUAUUAUCGUUGGUGUUGUGGGGAAACGGUUCUACUUAGGAGUUUAGCAUUAUACUUUUUCCUUCCUCUUAGAUAUCGAAUUCGCAUACUUAUCUGACUGUUGAAUACAGCAAAAGAAAGAUAAGUCGACAUUUAAAUUACGACGGAAUGAAAUUAUUUAUAUUAGUUUUUUCUUAUGUUUGUCUCGCGUAAUUGUUAUCAUUUUUAUUAUCAUUACCGCAUUAUUAGCGGUGUGCACGUACCUAAAAAAAUAUUCGCUAAGGCAGUACCAAAUGUUUUAAACGCGUUUACAUGAAAAUCCCGAAACUGUCCCACCGUAAGUGUAAGCGUAUCGGAGUAUCUUUAUUCAUUCAGUAGAAAACAUCCUGUCAGUUAUGUAAGAAUGCAUUGCUGCUUGGAAUUUAUAAAUCGUUGCGUGGAUAUGUUUCACUUAGCAUAUACCAUUUAGUCUUUAUUAUUGUAAUCGUAGUACUUAUGUUAUAUUAUACAUAAUGCUAAACUUCUCGAAAUAUUGUGUUAACGCGACCUUUCAUUUACGCAUAUAAUAGCGAGCAUAUAAAAGCAACUAGGGAUGACAAAAUUGACUAUUCAGACAAAAUCAAUUCUCCAUCUAUUAAUUGGCAUUUCCGGCAGCUGCGAAAUUAAAUGGCGAAAUUAAUGAAUAGAAGUGAAUUUGUCUGUUGUAUUUGUAUUAAUGUGGCAAAUGAUAUCCUGCAGCUAUAUAAUUUGUAAAAGUAAGGUCAAGUUACCACAUGAUCAUCUGCUUUGCCAUGUCGUACGGUAAAUGAGGACAGCCAAAUGGAUGUUGGUUGAAGAAAUGAUCCUGAGGAUGAAUUUUUUUUUUGUCAAGUUUUUGUUCAUUAUUUCAUUGUACUCGAAAUCGAUUACGAUACUACCCAUAAUUGUGCCAAUCGUGCUUGUUAAAGAAAUAUUCUUACAUAAAUCGUCUCGUAUGCACUGAAUUGGUGUGGCACAAUUAUAAACGUAACUUUCUGUGAUUAGAUUAAUACAAACUAUAUAAGUACGUUUCGUACACUGCUAGAGUACACUCGGAUCUUAAUAUAAUUCUUGGCUUGAGAAUAUUGGCUUUGGAGCAUAUAGCUUUUAGGUUUCGAUGGAACCAAUUCAAUAAAUGUGUAAGAAUGUGCUUCUAUCUUGCCAUCCUUUUCUCUUGUCAUUUUGGUUUUCACGCCUUAUUGUUUUUUUAUCCCUACAUGCGAAUAUCAUAUUUCUCUGCUUCCUAUUUCGUGAUGUUAUAUUGAGAUCCUAGUGUACGCAUGUACGCGCGCGGUACGUCGCGUGGAAAGGAAGAUGUAUUGUACCUAAUUAUAAACAAAAUGAGUUUAUAGAUUCUUCUCGUCUUUGAACGCUUAUGACAUCUCUACAGUGAAAACUUAAUGGUUAUUAGAUAAUCAGAGAAAUAAUAUUACCCAAGAUGAAUGGAUUAAAUAUAUACGUAUAUAUUUAUUUAAAAUAUAUAGAGAGAAUUAAAAAAAUAUAUAUAUAUAUGUAUAGAUGGAAGUUAUGUGGGGAAAUGUGUUACAAAAUACAUAAAAUUUUGGACUUUCAAAGUGACACUUAAGUUUUAAUAUAUGAUGAUAUAUAUUUAUGUAGUGAUAAAGA